AUGGCUCCGGAAUCCAGACAUCUGGCACCAUCGUUUCGACUGCUGACUGGUGCAUCCUUCAACCUCAGAGGGAACGACAGUCCAGUCACCGAUUGUGUAACCACCGGUACCGGUGAGCUUGCCACUAGUGACGAGACCUCCGUAAUUUGUGGUGCCAGGAGCGAAGUUGUACUGAUAGAAGUCGGCACCACCAGUAGAGAUCCAAUACUGGCCGUUCUCGUCGAUGUCGCCCGAGUUGAACAGGCCGGUUGUGAGCUUGCUGACCGUAGCGACAUACGUACCCGUGCCGUUGGCCAGGAUGCGAAUGAUCUUGAAGUCGAGGAAGUGCUUGUGCUAGUGCUGCUCGAGCUGGAAGAGCUGCUUGCUGAAGUGGUUGUGCGGGAUGAAGAUGAAGUCGAGCUUGAGCUUGAAAUUGAGCUCAAAGUCGAGCUUGAAGACGAUGUCGACGUUGUACUAGUCCGUGAGGAGGAGGAGGAUGAGCUCAGCACAGUGGACGAUGAAGUCGAGCCAAGUGUGCUUGUCGUGGUUGCCGAUGUGGAUGUGCUGCUUGGGCUCGAGCUAGUUGACGCCAGCGUGUUUGCCUGGACACUGACGCUGCUGGACGUAGGUGAAGUCGUCGAAGAAGACGACGAUCUUGUCAAGGUCGAGAACGUGGAGGCGCUCGACGAACUUAGCAAUGUGUUGAGCGCAGCGCUGGCGGAGGAGCUUGAAGAGGAGCUCGAGGAAGAGCUUAUAGACGAUGUAGAAGAUGACGAGGUUACGGCUGUGCUCGAGGAAGAACUACCAGAGCUCGAAGGGAGUGAAGACGACGUUGAUAUCCUCGUGGUUGAUGUUGAUGAACUUGUAGUUAACGCCAAGCUCGCGGCGUUGACAGUGACACUCGAGGAUGAGGUGCUUGAAGGGAUGCUGCUCGAGGUAUUACUACUACUCGUGGAAGAACUGCUACUCGUCACGCUAUUGCUGCUGCUGCCUGUACUACUUGUUGUGGGAACCAGAGCCGCGGGGUUGAUAGUGACACUUGUAGAUGAAUACGCAGAGGUACGGGAUAUACUGCUGGUAGUGAAAAUACUGGCAGUAGAGCUGGUGGCAGAACUGCUAGUAGUGGCACUGCUGGAUGUGGAAAGCAGGCUUGCUUGGUUCGCCGUGGGUGAAGCAGUAGAGCUACUCGGAGAACCACUCGAAGAGCUGCUUGAAGUGCUACUCAGAGAUGCCGUGCUGAAUAUCGAGCUUCUGGUCGUCGAGGUGCUUGUCGAGGUGCUCGGUAUGGAGCUUAUUGUAGAUAACAGGGUGGCUGCGUUGACCGUCACACUCGAAGAAGUGGGAGAUGAGCCGAGAGCAGAGCCACUAGACGAUGGGGUGGUAGUAGUGCUACUGCUAGUGGAUACUGAGAUCGAAGAGCUGGCAGAGGUGGGAGAUGUUGAGCUGGCGGAUGAGCUACUGCUUGUAGACGCACUGCUAGUAGUGGACACCAAUGAGGCCGCUUCAACUGUCGGGCUUGAAGAAGACGAAGUGCCUGUUGAUAAGCUGCUCGAGAACCUGCUCGUAUCCGUAGAAGUGAUGUUGCUGUUAGGAGCUGAGCUUAAGAAGCUUGCUGUGGCACUUGACGACGAGCUGAUGACGGAAACACUGCUCGUCAGAGUCCCAAUAGUGGAGGUGGAUAUCAAAGUAGCCGCGUUAAAUGUCGGACUCGAUAAAGUAGACGAGGACAAUAUAGUUCCUACAGAAGAGCUACUCGUUGCACUUGGUGAGGAGCUUGUUGUUGCCCUGGAAGAUGAAGAUGAGACUGUUGAAAGACUGCUCGUAGAAGCGCUGCUGGUCGUUGACAGGAGCGUGGCUGCAUUGACUGUUGGGCUGGAUGAAGAAGACAAAGAAGGAGAAGAAGACGUGCCAGGGAGACUACUAGUUGUAAUUGUAGUACUGCUAGUAGGGUUAACUGUAGAUGAGCUUGCCGACGAGCUGGAGGAGGGUGAAGAGCUGACUGCGGAGCUGCUCGAAGGUGCCGCUGUUGAACUGGUGCUCGGUGACAGUAACGUAGCUGGAUUGACUGUUGCGCUGACGGAGGAAGUAGUACUGGGGACCGUACUACUGAAAGUGGAGCCCACAUUGGACGUUGAACUCGAGGACGACGACGGGCUGUUAGCCGAGGUGCUUGAAGGUGACCCUGCUGCGCUGCUUGUCGCCGGGAGCAGUGUGGCGGCGUUGGCGGUUGGACUAUCAGAUGCAAAGCUGCUGAGCGAGCUACUACUCGACGCAGUACCGCUGGAAGGCCCUGUUGUACUACUGCUUGAGGGAAGCAGCGUGGCGGCGUUCGUCGUUUGGCUGGCUGACGAUGAUGUGCUUGAGGUGAUUGACGAGGAGCUACUGGGCGGCGUUGAAAUACUGCUGGACCUGCUCGUCGAAGCGCUAGAAACCGUAGGUACCAAUGUGGCAGGGUUGACAGACACGCUGGAAGAAGUAGAGCCAGUAGAUGAUGGGAUGGGUGACGAUAAGUCAGUUGACGAGAAGCUGCCGAAAAGGCCGCUUGAAGACGACGUCGGUUGGGAAACAGGGCUACUGAUCGACGAUGUGGAAGAAGCCAAUAUCGAGCUAGAGGAACUUGAGCUCUGGCCCGCUGAGGUGCUGCUUGAUGUCGGAAGCAACGUAACAGCAUUUGAGGUCGGGGUUGUGGAGGAAGUCGACGACGAGGUCAUAUCCAAAGUACUUGAGCUUAAAGUUGACGUUGAAGAACCACUUGAGGUAGUCGGUAGCAAGCUAGCCUGGUUAGCCGUAAUGCUUGAAGACGUGGGCGUCGGCGAGACAGUCGUCAUAGUUGAUGAGCUUGAACUGCCCGUAGAAGUCGAGGAUGUGCUUGUGACGCUUGCGGUCGCGAAAGUGUUGGAAGAAUCGACGGAGCUUGAACUAGACAAUUCAGUUGUGCUUGUUGUUGAUGACGACGAUGGAGUCAAUGAUGUCGACAACAAAGAUGCGGGAUCGACACUCAGGCUCGACGUGGAUGAAAUAACAGUAGAAGAGGCACUUGGAAGGUCACUCGAACUGCUCUGGAAGAGUUGGCUGGAGCCACUGCUUGAGGUCGACGAAGAUAUUACUGUCGAUUCAGACGAGGACAGUAACAUUGAACCUGAUGAAAGGAGCUCUGAGCUAGAUGAGGCCCUCGUUGAGGACACAUUCGUGGUCGGGAGUAAGGUAUCAUCUUCUGCUGUGUUGGCUGUACUUGACGAUAUGAUACUGGAGAUGCUGGAAGAUGGUCCUGAGGGGCUACUUGAGCUGAUACUUGAAGUGGAGGACGACGGGGGCAAGUCUAAACUAGAAGGCGAGCUCGUCGAAGCGGCAAUCGUGCUUGACAGCAAGGUAUCCGGCUCGACAGUAUCCGUCGUACUUGUGGAAGUGGCGCUGGUGCCAGUGAACGAUGUACUUAGGGAUGGCUCGAAGGUCGAAGAGCUUGAGAAUAUCGAGCUCGACAACCCCGGCGAGAGGUCAGUAGAUGUUGACGUGGAAGUCAAGGAUGAGGUCGAAGGAAUGACUUCUGGCGCAGUCGAAGAGGUCGACGACGACGACAAAGAUAUUGACGAAGAGGUGCUUGUAGUGCUCGCUGACGAUGACUGGGACAGAGAAGUUGGGGAUUCUGCAGUGGUUAUCGCACUGGAUGACGUAGGGGUGAAAGAAGCAGAAUAUGGGAGUAAAUUGGAGCUUGAGAUUGUGAUUGUGAUCCCGGUGGUUGAGCUGACGGAGGAUGUCCAUAAGGUCGAGGAAGAUGAUUCCGAACUUGAAACCAAACUCGCUGGAUCAACUGAUGGGGGGCUCGAAGAUAGAGACAGCCCGGUCGAGGUUGAUGAUGAGGAAAGUGAUAAGCUAGACAAGGCCUCGACUGAGCUUUCGAAACUGGGUUCGGGUGAAGAGCUUCGAUCCGAAAUUGACGAGGAAAGGGAAGACGUCAAACCAGUAGUCGGUGAUUCAGUGGACGUCGAGACAAGAUUAGCGGGUCCAAUCGUUGGAGAUGAAUAUGGAGACGUAAACGUGGUAACGGACGAGUAUAUAGAUGUUACGGAUGCGGCUUCAUCUGAGCUUGAUUGGGUAGUUGGAGAAGUUGAUAUGACAGUAGAAGUGCUGGUUGAUGAGGAUACGGAAGAUUCGUUGGAACUAGCGAUAGAGCUCGAUGGCGAUAGGGAACCACUCUCUGAAGAGCUUGAAGUUGUCGAACUUAAGAGUAGAGUUGCGGGAUUGACCGUGAAAGAAAAAGACUCAGAGCUACUCGUGGAUAUGCUAGCAGAGGAAAGUGUUGGUGUGGUUGCAAUUUCUUCAGAGCCUGCUUGCGAGCUCACUGAAGUUGAUUCAGUGACCGAAAUACUCAUUGUAACUGAAGAAGGAGAUUCCGUGGAGCUAAUAGUAGACGUAGCCGUAGAACUUGAAGACGACAGCAAGGCACUCGCAGAGGUGCUUGAUGCACUUUCAGUCAAAGUGCUCUGCGAAGUUGGUAGUAGGCUAUCCGGGUUGAUUGUAAGGCUGGACGAAGCGGCUAUAGUGCUGGAAACAUCUGAAGAGGAGGAGGCAACAUUUGAUGUUGAGCUGACGGAAGUCGCAGUAAUGGUACUGGAACUGGUGGGAGAACCAGAAGAAGUGUCCAAAACGUCCAAAGCUGUAGAUGAAUUGACUUUCGCAGACGACUGUGGAAUUGACGAGGACGAUUCAAGUAUAUCCGUGGAACUCGAGCCUUGCUCUGUAGACGGGCUUGAUGAUGUAGACAGCAGACUGUUCGGAUCAACCGUCACACUCGAAGACGAAAAGUCAGUCAAAGAGCUCUCAGACGUAGUGGCUGUGAUUUCCAGCGUUAGACUGAUUGAAGUUGACUGCGGCAAGGUCGAUGUUGGGGUUGGUGUCAAUGAAUCUGCUCCGUUGGAGGUCGAGGAACUGGUAUCCUCACUUGUUGGGAGGGUAGUUGAGGAAGCUAGCGUAUCAAGAUUGACGGUAACACUUGAAUUCGAAGUGAUUAAAUCAGAGCUCUCACUACUCAGGGUACUUGAAGAGUCCGCAGCUGACGAGGACGCGGUGCUGGUGAUGGACGAUAACGGAUCAGACGUAGCAGUUGAGCUUGAUGCAGAUGAAACCCCUGAUGAGCUGGUCAAUUCCAAUGUUGAGGAACUUGUCUCUGUGGCCGUAAUUGCAGAUACGAUAGACGUAGACAGCUCAAGCGUCGUUGCUGUACUUGAGAUUAAUGACGAAACUGCCGCCGAGGAGCUGGUCAAGGUUUCAUUUGCCGAAUCGCUUGUCGAUAUGAUAGUGGUAGCUGGGCUAGGAGUAGACGUAGCCGAUGGCGAUUGUGAAUUACUGCUCGUUGUAGACUCUGAGUCCAAUAAGGACGUUGGACUGAGAAGAGCAGAGUCGCUUUCUGAGAUGACCGAUGUGCUGCUUUCCACGCCAGGUAAAGUACUGCUAGAUGUACUGGUAGGCGACAAGGUAUCGAGACCAAUAGUCUCCAAGGAGCUUGAAGACAACAGAGAUGAUGAAGGGAUUGAUGUUGGGGUGAAUUCAGUGACCAAAGUACUUGACUCUUCGCCCGAUGAUGCACUGGCAGAUGAUGUCUCUUGA
Molecule: messenger RNA, 5583 nt
Organism: Colletotrichum abscissum
Lineage: Eukaryota; Fungi; Ascomycota; Sordariomycetes; Glomerellales; Glomerellaceae
Exons: 10
Coding region: 1-5583 (1860 amino acids)
Source: RefSeq, a predicted model, not a curated record